Molecule: messenger RNA, 960 nt
Organism: Perognathus longimembris pacificus (Pacific pocket mouse)
Lineage: Eukaryota; Metazoa; Chordata; Mammalia; Rodentia; Heteromyidae
Product: olfactory receptor 51G2-like
Exons: 1
Coding region: 1-960 (319 amino acids)
Biological process (GO): G protein-coupled receptor signaling pathway
Cellular component (GO): membrane
Molecular function (GO): olfactory receptor activity; G protein-coupled receptor activity
Source: RefSeq, a predicted model, not a curated record
AUGGCGGCCUGGAACUCCAGCAGUGCUCCCUCCUCCACCUUCUAUCUCACUGGAAUCCCUGGCUAUGAAGAAUAUCACCACUGGAUUUCCAUCCCAUUCUGCUUCCUCUACCUGGUUGGGAUAACAGGAAAUUGCUCCAUCCUACAUAUUGUCCGGACAGACCCCAGGCUCCAUGAACCCAUGUACUACUUUCUUGCCAUGCUCUCUCUCACAGAUAUGGGUAUGUCUCUGACCCCAAUGAUAACACUUUUUAGGGUGUUGUGGUCCAUUUCCAGGGAGAUUCCUUUCAAUGUCUGUGUCGUCCAAAUGUUUGUAAUUCACACUUUCUCCUUCACGGAAUCAUCUGUGCUGUUGGCCAUGGCCCUUGACAGGUACGUGGCUAUCUGCCACCCCCUGCGGUAUGCUACCAUUCUCACCCCAAAACUGAUUGCCAAGAUUGGAAUUGCAGCUCUACUCAGGAGUGCUGUUCUAAUCAUUCCACUUCUAGCCCGUCUGGCCUUCUUUCCCUUCUGUCACUCCCAUGUCCUGUCUCAUUCCUACUGUCUGCACCAGGACAUGAUUCGCCUUGCCUGUGCUGACAUCAGAUUUAAUGUCAUAUAUGGCCUGGUUCUGAUUACUAUGCUUUGGGGUAUGGAUGCUCUGGGUAUUUUAGUAUCUUACAUUUUCAUCCUCCACUCAGUGUUAAGAAUUGCAUCCCAGGAAGGGAGGCUUAAGGCACUUAACACAUGCGCAUCCCACAUCUGCGCUGUGCUCAUUCUUUAUGUGCCCAUGAUCGGAUUAUCUAUUGUCCAUCGUUUUGCCAAACAUUCCUCUCCCCUCAUUCACAUCUUUAUGGCCCACAUCUACUUAUUGGUUCCCCCAGUGCUCAAUCCAAUCAUCUACAGUGUAAAGACCAAGCAGAUUCGUCAAGGAAUCCUCCACAUGAUUUCUGCCCAGAAAAUUGGUGCCACUGUGAUGUAG